UAUGAUGACAGUUCCAUAGCAACCACUGAGGAUAACAUGGCAAAAUCAACAACUAUUAAAGAGGCUUUGGCGAAAUGGGAGGAGAAGUCGGGAGAAAAAGCAGGUGAUGCCAAAGAAGUGAAGCUCUAUGGCCAAAUCCCUCCUAUUGAAAAGAUGGAUGCAUCUCUCUCCACCCUUACUAACUGCGAGAAACUGUCAUUGUCAACCAACUGUAUUGAAAAAAUUGCCAACCUUAAUGGAUUAAAGAACCUCAAGAUCUUAUCCUUGGGUCGUAACAACAUCAAGAACCUUAAUGGACUAGAGGCCAUAGCGGACACAUUGGAGGAACUGUGGAUCUCCUACAAUCUCAUAGACAAGCUGAAGGGAAUCCAUGUGAUGAAGAAGCUCCGUGUCCUGUAUAUGUCCAACAACUUGGUCAAAGAGUGGGGGGAGUUUGCGAAACUGGCAGAGCUUUCAUCACUGGUCGAUCUGGUCUUCGUGGGCAAUCCUUUGGAAGAAAAGUACUCUGCUGAGGGCACCUGGAUAGAUGAGGCCACCAAGAGGGUCCCCAAUCUGAAGAAACUUGAUGGGAUCCCGGUGAUUAAGCAAGAAGAGGAGGAGAAAGAAGCAGAAAGUUAAUAUCUUUACUGUGGUACAAUUUUUAUGAUUUCACUACAUCAUGUUAGAAAUUAAGAGACUUUGUAGUAUUUGCAGAUUUUAUAUGUUGACUUGAUGUUAAUUUAUACAGUUCUAACAGCUAAUACAGUUGUAAAAAGUAUUAAUAAAAUAAAUAGUAAGAAUAGUCUUACAGAUAAGCUGAUGCACUUCACCAGUGUACCAAAAAAACACACACACACACACACUUUGUGGCAUUAUGUAGCUUUCUGUAGUUGUCAAUGUGACUGUAAUGUAAACAUAUCAUAAUUAUGUUGAAUUGUACAUUAUGGGGUGUGGAGAGUCACACUAAAGGCACAAAUGGAAACAUUUUUAAUGUUUUGUAACAAAUGAAGAAGAAAUCUAAUGGACUAUAAUAACAGAUACAUUUAGAUAGAUAAAAUUUGUCUAGUCUGUUUUUGUUUUCACAGUAAUUCUGGAAGAUUUUUUAAUGUGAUUUUUACUUGAUCUUAUUACUUUUUUAGACAAGUUCUAUGAUAUACAGUUGUGUGAUGUAUCAAUAUAUUUAAAACAUCUGUUGCAAUAAAAGAACAAAAC
Molecule: messenger RNA, 1191 nt
Organism: Ictalurus punctatus (channel catfish)
Lineage: Eukaryota; Metazoa; Chordata; Actinopteri; Siluriformes; Ictaluridae
Gene: dnal1
Product: dynein, axonemal, light chain 1
Cellular component (GO): cytoplasm
Molecular function (GO): protein kinase binding
Source: RefSeq, marked provisional